AUGAAUCGUACGUCUAUUCCUCGCAUAGUACCUACUACAAAACCAUGGUCUGAUGGAUCGAUCACAGGUUUAAAUAAGCCUGUCUCAAAAGGUCAGCGCGUAGUGAUUAUGCAUGCUGGAUUUGAGUCUAAAUUUAUAACAAACGCAUUGUUAUUGUUUAAGGCGGGUACAAAGAGCGGCGACUACCACGACGAUAUGAAUUAUGUAAAUUAUGAAAAAUGGUUAAAAACUCAAUUGGUACCAAAUCUUCCACCAAGAUCAGUCGUGAUAGUCGACAAUGCUUCAUAUCACAACAAAGAAUAUAACUGCCCCUAA
Messenger RNA from Parnassius mnemosyne (clouded apollo), 315 nucleotides. Lineage: Eukaryota; Metazoa; Arthropoda; Insecta; Lepidoptera; Papilionidae. The record is from the annotation of a GenBank genome assembly.